This is a messenger RNA of Limulus polyphemus (Atlantic horseshoe crab), 1191 nucleotides long. RefSeq names its product glycine-rich cell wall structural protein-like. Lineage: Eukaryota; Metazoa; Arthropoda; Merostomata; Xiphosura; Limulidae. The transcript is spliced from 6 exons. The record is from RefSeq and is a predicted model, not a curated record. The coding region runs from base 1 to 1191 and encodes 396 amino acids.
AUGGGGAGUGUAUUUUUCAUUUCCCUCCUGCUGUCAACUGCAUUGGUGAACGCUGAAAGCCAACAUGUUCCAAAAACGGAAAAUGAUCUGAAGACGUCGGCUACUGUUUAUGGAGGUUAUGGUCUAGGAGGUCUAGGUGGAGGCUUUAUCGGUGGAGGAGGUUUAGGAGGUCUAGGUGGAGGUUUUAUCGGGGGAGGUGGUUUAGGAGGUCUAGGUGGAGGCUUUAUCGGUGGAAGUGGUCUCGGUUUUGGAGGAGGAGGAUUAGCUAUUCAGGCUGUUCCUGUGGCUGUUGGAGGUUUGGGAGGAGGUUUUGGCGGUGGUUUUGGAGGAGGUGCAGGAGGAGGUUUUGGAGGAGGCGGAGGGGGAGGUUUUGGAGGUGGUUUCGGAGGAGGACUAGGAGGUGGUUUUGGCGGAGGUGCUGGAGGUGGUUUUGGCGGAGGUGCUGGAGGUGGUUUUGGAGGUGGUUAUGGAGGAGGAUCCGGAAUUCUUGCUGUGCCGCUAAGUCUACGAAUAUAUGGAGUUUCCAGAAAGAAGAAACAUUUUUAUUUAGAUGGUGAUAUAAAAGGAAGAGUUAGAGAACAGAUAUCAGAACUCAGCGGAGUCUUGGUAUCAGAAACUGAACACACAAUGAACAAAGCGAGUGUAUGUUUCAUUUCCCUCCUGCUGUCAACUGCAUUGGUGAACGCUGAAAGCCAACAUGUUCCAAAAACGGAAAAUGAUCUGAAGACGUCGGCUACUGUUUAUGGAGGUUAUGGUCUAGGAGGUCUAGGUGGAGGCUUUAUCGGUGGAGGUGGUCUAGGAGGUCUAGGUGGAGGUUUUAUCGGGGGAGGUGGUUUAGGAGGUCUAGGUGGAGGCUUUAUCGGUGGAAGUGGUCUCGGUUUUGGAGGAGGAGGAUUAGCUAUUCAGGCUGUUCCUGUGGCUGUUGGUGGUUUAGGAGGUGGAUUGGGAGGAGGGUUUGGUGGUGGUUUUGGAGGAGGCGCAGGAGGAGGUUUUGGAGGAGGCGCAGGAGGAGGUUUUGGAGGAGGCGCAGGGGGAGGUUUUGGAGGAGGCAUAGGAGGUGGUUUCGGAGGAGGUGCUGGAGGUGGUUUUGGAGGUGGCUAUGGAUGUUGUUAUGGAGGAGGAUCCGGAAUUCUUGCUGUGCCGCUAAGUCUAGGAAUAUAUGGAGGUGGUAGCAGAAUAUGGUGGGACUAG